AUGAGGAGCAAUCAUCGUCGUCGUCAGCCAAGAACCGUUGGACACAGAAGAAGUGAUAUAGCCGGAGCACGAAGCAACCGACGGAAUUGGUGGUGGACGCAACUGAGGUCAAUUAGGCCUCAUCGUCGGAAAAACAUAGUCCAGAAUGAACCGGUCAGAAGAGAAACCGAGGCAGAAAAAGAAAUAGGAGACGUCGAAGAAGUGCAGGAGGAGCCCCAACCAUCCAGAAGAGGCAGGAGACCAUUCACCAACCAAAGGGAAGAAGGAAUUCUCAGAAAAAGAGAAAGAUCGAAAAAUCGAGAAACAAUGAUUGACAAGAAACCCAGAAUCCCAAAACGCAAAUUCGUCAAGUGCAAUUCAUCAGAAGAUGAAGACAUCGAGAAUGGAAGACCAGGGACUUCUAGCAAGAAGAAUGAGAAGAUGAAGAUGGAAGCAAAACUAAAGAAAUGGAAGCAAUAUGAGGAAGAGGAUGCUGAUGAUUUUUAUGAUUGGGUAGACGACAAGGAUGAUGAAGAUUAUCUGGAAGAUGAGCAGAAGGAGAGUGAUGCGAAGAGAGUCAAGAAGAUGAAAGUUGUAGACGAAGAUUCAGAUGACUUUUGUUGGAAAGAUGAUGAGAAGGAUGGCGAUUGGGUGAAGCAUGUACCAAAAGAGAGGCUGACGUGUCCAGAUCGAAAUUGCGAAAUAAAACUUGGAUAUCCAUCCGAUCUCAGAAAGCAUCUGACACGUGUUCACUUCUCGAACCUAAGCGGAAAGAAGCUGGAAGAACAAGUACGUCCUGCUUGCGAGGAAUGGAUAAAAGCCAGAAAGUUGAUUCUUGAGAAGGCUAAUAGCAUGGGAAUAGAGAAGGCUCCGAAGGACCUGAAGUGCUGCUGUGAGGUACUGGACCUUCCGUACAACGUGUCCAACUUGUACUGUAAGGGAUCGGAAGUUUGUAGGAUUCGCCCGAAGGAAAGAUACUUUGGCUUGAAGCGCAAAGGAACAGAAGGCGCGGAAAGACAGUAUUGGUGCAACAAUUGUUUUCAAGAAGCCAAAAAGGAUGGAAUUGUGGAUGUGAAUCAAUUUGUCUCGAUGCAGAACAAAAGGAAUUGGAAGCUACUUUAA
Caenorhabditis briggsae is the source of this 1101-nucleotide messenger RNA. NCBI's taxonomy places the organism in Eukaryota, Metazoa, Nematoda, Chromadorea, Rhabditida, Rhabditidae. The transcript is spliced from 7 exons. The coding region runs from base 1 to 1101 and encodes 366 amino acids. The record is from RefSeq and is a predicted model, not a curated record.